Aedes aegypti (yellow fever mosquito) is the source of this 2372-nucleotide messenger RNA. RefSeq lists its product as uncharacterized. The record is from RefSeq and is a predicted model, not a curated record. The coding region runs from base 158 to 2017 and encodes 619 amino acids. The transcript is spliced from 4 exons. NCBI's taxonomy places the organism in Eukaryota, Metazoa, Arthropoda, Insecta, Diptera, Culicidae.
AGCGAACGAACGAAUGAUUCACUUCGGGUGCUCGUUGAUUGUUGAAGUUCAGGUGCAUCGCGUUCCAAGGCAGAAAUUCACCUCCCUAGUUUUAGUGCAUUUUUCGCCCGAAAACCCUUUCAAAAUUACUCGAAUUAAUGUGUAAAACAUAACUGCCAUGAAUACGCACCUGGUAGUGAUAUUUUUGGUGGCUUUUGGCAAAGCCACCGUCGAGGGCCAGAAGAGCUGUGACAUCCCGAAGGUCCUCCAGGGAACCUGGUUCAGCUGGGAGGUAGGCGAACCGACGACGACCACCAUCGACGAGUGGAGUUACGAGCGCCAGGGUCCGAAGCAGGGCCGCCAACGGACCGAGUGUGUGGCCAGUUCCCGCAACGGGUCCGAUCACACCCUGAUCUUCAAGGGCAGCGAGUGCUACACCUGUGUGAAGGCGUUUCCGCGUACGCUGAACGUGUUUGAGAAGUUUGAAACACCAUGUGUGACGCUGGAGCGUAACGAGAAGCCUACGAUUGACCGCAUUUGUCGGGGGUUGAGACAGGAUCAGCAGUUGAUAACGUUGUUCAACAAGAAUUUCGUUCCCAUCAGUUGCCGUUCUUCGCUGGAAGGAGUUUGGCAUUUUGCUUAUCAGAACCGUUUCCGAUUCACCGGAGAGUGCGACAGCCCGGAUGCCAAAAUCCAAUCCUGUCAAACGCCCGGUACGCAGUUCUUGAUUCAGAACCAGAAAUUCAACAUCACCUACCGCCAGUGCCAGGGUAUGGAUGGCACCUUCAACGGCGUGGUCGAGUUCAGCUGUCUGGGCGAUUGGUUCAUCGGGAAGAAUCACUACUUUGCCGUGGUCAAUACGAAAGAAUCUCGAGAGGACGAAAAGUACCGUUGCUUCCUGAAGAAUCGUGACGAUGAUCUGUACAUUGGAGCUUCGAUUACGGCCGAAUGCAACACGUUGAAAACGGUCGAAAAGUCCCCGGAACGCUAUCGAGUCACGCCUGUAAAGUCGGAAGUUGUGGAACCGGGAUGCAGAUUCCCACAGAACUUCACCGGAGAGUGGAUCAACACGGCCAACAUCGACGCUGAAGUCGUCAUCAACGAAACGCACAUAAUCGAAACGUACUAUCCGGAUCGUGCACGUUACCGGAGAACGAUCUACGUCUGCCGGGAGCAACGUGACACCAGGAUCAUGAUGGCCCGCCUCACGGUCGAUGGUUGCCAAAAGGAUUACAUUUGCUUCGAUUUUGUGCCUCGGCAUCAUAACGUUAUUCGCUACCGCAAAGGAACCGCCGUCAUCAAGAACGAUUUCAGUACCGUUUGCUCGUGGGUUCAAUUCCCCAACAAGGAAGAAUGGCGCUACGAUCUGUACCUGGCGGCCAAACCUGUACCGGUACGAUGUCCAGUCGCUGGUAAAUUUAACUUCACCCAGAAAGGUGAAUCGCCCUUCAAGACGCGUAUUCUCGGUGGUGUCACGCUGAGUCCCCGUCCGGAUAUUCGCUGCAAGCAGAACAUAUCGGACUUUUCGGUCUGCGACACGGAUCAGAAGGAAAUGGCCAUCGAUGCCGAUUACUGUCUCUCGGUGGAUUAUCUCGGUCGCCCGGUCGAUAUCUACAGCGACCCGGAUUACCGCAUGAAGUGCAUCGGGUACUGGCAGGAGAAUCUGAAGUCCUAUCUCAUCACCUACGACGAUCUGGAUCCGCUGUCCAAGUAUCGAUGCUGGGUUUAUCAACGGGCCGAUUUGAACCGAGUGCUGAUGUCGCAAGCCGUUGGGGCGUUUUGCGAUGUAAGGCAGGACGUAACGUCCUGGAAUUAUACCGAGGGGGCGGUGGUUGCAGUGGACAUGACCGAGUACGAGCGAGAACGUGAUCAAUGCCCGAUGCAUUUUGACGACGGGGAGAAUCCAUGGCAGGAGACGGAAAACUACAUCAAGGUGUUUCCUUGGUUGAUCUACAGAAGUACCACCAGUGCGAUCGACGGAACGGUAAAUGCGUUUCUAGUGUCGAUGGCCGCUUUACUGCUAAAGUUACUCUUCUAAACCCUGGCAUUUUUAGGGAGGACAAAAUCUCGGAUAGUAUUUUAGUGCGAUUUAUUUCCGUGUUCAGGUAAGUGAAGACAUCUCGUAUUUUAGAUAGUAGAUUGUAGGGUAACGUGUCCGUCCACAAUGAUCAUAGCGAAUGUGAUCAACCAUUCCGUGCCUUUAAUAAGUUUCGAACUCAUUCGGGUUGUUCACGAAUUGAUGUAGGUAGAUAAUAUAAAUCGUGAGCAUUUGAAAGACAUUUUUAGUCAUAAAGUAUUCGAACAUAGUGUUCAUCAUUCUGUUGUAAUAUAUCUCCACUAUAGAUGUUGAAAUGAAUCGAUGAAUAAAUUUUACAUUUUUGUAAGGAACCAUA